Messenger RNA from Phalaenopsis equestris, 1402 nucleotides. RefSeq names its product hemolysin A. Lineage: Eukaryota; Viridiplantae; Streptophyta; Magnoliopsida; Asparagales; Orchidaceae. Gene Ontology annotation, molecular function: RNA binding; methyltransferase activity. The transcript has 10 exons. The coding region runs from base 59 to 973 and encodes 304 amino acids. Gene Ontology annotation, biological process: methylation. The record is from RefSeq and is a predicted model, not a curated record.
CUUCGUCCUUCUGACUCCAGAGUGCGCGAAGGGGGGAGUUCGCCGGGCGGGAAGAAAGAUGGCUCUCCAGCUGCAGAGCUUUCGCUCAGCUGUAACCUCUUUCUACUUCGCUUCUUCAAGCUUCGGCUUUGCCCAAAGAUACCGGCUGGCAUUUUCUAUUCGAAGGUCGCAUUCAUAUCCUAACAAGACCAUUGUAGCUUCGAAGCUUCUGAGAGUUCAACAUCAAACAAGAAAAAGGAGAUUAGAUGAGGUAUGCCUAGAGCAGUAUCAGCAAUAUAGCAGAACCUUCAUUCAGUCGUGGAUCUUACAGGGAAAAGUUUCGGUAGAUGGAAGAGUGAUAAAUAAAGCUGGAACACCUGUAUCUGAGAAAUCAGUUGUAGAGAUUAAAGCUGAGAUUCCAAAAUAUGUAUGUAGAGCAGGAUUCAAGCUAGAGGCUGCUAUUGAACAACUUAGCAUUGAUGUUGUUGGAAAGGUAGCACUUGAUUCGGGGCUUUCAACCGGCGGCUUUACUGAUUGUCUGCUUCAGCAUGGAGCAUCCUUUGUUUAUGGCGUUGAUGUAGGCUAUGGACAGGUAGCCGAAAAAAUUAGACGCGAUGACCGUGUAUGUGUCAUCGAACGAACGAACUUAAGAUUUCUAUCGAAAUUGCCUGAAGAAGUGGAUUUGGUGACCUUGGAUCUAUCGUUUAUUUCUAUCCUUUUGGUGAUGCCUGCUGUUGUCAAAGUUAUGAAGACAGAAUCUACAUUGGUAACUCUUGUUAAGCCUCAGUUUGAAGCUCAUAGAUUCCAGGUUGGAGGAGGUGGAAUUGUAAGAGAUCCUUCAGUUCAUCAGGAGGUUCUUGAAAGAAUAAUUAAAGGAGUAGAGGAGUUGGGAUUCUGUAACAAAGGCUGGAUAGAGUCCCCCAUAAAAGGUGCGGAGGGGAAUACUGAAUUCCUUGUUUGUUUUCAGAGAAUAGCAUCGAAGGAAGCCGCAUGAUCCAUAGCAUGAUCCCUGGGCAAAGGAAUAGCUGAAAGAAAUGGUGGGGUGCCUUGAUGAAAAGAUCGUGAUGUGGAUAUCAGGCGGCACUUUAAAUAUGGAUGGAAGCAUGCCCUUUUGUGUAUGAUGAUCUUUUCUAAAAGUUGAUUCAUCUUGGGCUAGAUCAACCAGUUCGGCGGGUAUACUUAAUUUGACCACUUCGAUGGGUGGGCUAGCUCGAGAAUGGCAUGAUCCUGUGAUAUGAGCCUUCAAAGCCUAUAAGGCCUGUUGAUCCUUAUGUUGUGCCCUUUAAAAAGAUUUAUUUAAGUAUAUUGUUGUAUUUGGGUAUACAUUUAGUUCUCCAUUUCUCUUGGCUCUUCGAUAAGGGACUGAGAUUCUCGGUUUCAUCCAACUAAAAAAAUAUUCAUUUCUUUGUUACAAUUUACAACU